Cylindrotheca closterium is the source of this 324-nucleotide messenger RNA. Lineage: Eukaryota; Bacillariophyta; Bacillariophyceae; Bacillariales; Bacillariaceae. The record is from the annotation of a GenBank genome assembly.
AUGAACAGGUCGAGUUGCACUCCAGCCACAGAAGCAUUGAAUAGGCUCUUGAAACAUCAGGAUUCCGAAUCAUUGUUCAAAGAAGAAAGCCAGCGAGUCCGCAAGAAAGCCAAAAGUUUAGGGAAACGAUCCAGCUCGCAGCAUAUGUUUGAUGUGACUUCAAUCCUUGAGGCAUCAGAGCAGAUCAAAGGCUUGCAUUCGUUCCCAAUCAUCGAGUGGCCAACCAUGGAGGAGAACAACAAAGAUAUUGCCGAUAUCCGUGCUUCACAGAUGCCGUUGAUGGAUUCGCUGAUAAAGUCCACAAUUGGUCGCCGUCAACGUUAG